This is a messenger RNA of Drosophila persimilis, 7356 nucleotides long. It is a transcript of the gene Sur, whose product is annotated as ATP-binding cassette sub-family C member Sur. The record is from RefSeq and is a predicted model, not a curated record. Gene Ontology annotation, molecular function: ATP binding; ABC-type transporter activity; ATP hydrolysis activity. Lineage: Eukaryota; Metazoa; Arthropoda; Insecta; Diptera; Drosophilidae. Bases 612 to 7244 code for a protein of 2210 amino acids. Gene Ontology annotation, biological process: transmembrane transport. The transcript is spliced from 23 exons. Gene Ontology annotation, cellular component: membrane.
AAAUUGCUCCAGAAUCUCAGUAUCGGAGAAGCUUUUUCCAGUGCGCACGUGCAAGAUCCCUCACGUCAGUGCAGCAUCGUCUCUACUUCGCUACUUUUACGGCGGGUGAUCAUACGUUUAGUGUGCUGUCAUGCUCCGCCGUAGACGGUUGUCCGAUUCUCUUAUUCUCGCAAAACGUGUGCAUACCUAAUUAUCUCUUAUUUUGUUUAUAUUAAAAAAAAAAAUUACUUAAAAGUAAUUGGAGACCGAAAACGCUCCCUUAAAACGAAAUUAAUUUUGUAAACUACUCGCAUAACACAUAUUGCGAUAGCAGUAAUUGCAGUGCAUAUUUUCGAGUGCGGAAUAAUUUGUUUACUUUAAACAUUUUUCCUGGUCUUUACCUUGUACAGACCAUUUUAAAGUGAAUACGAAGGGAAUCGAAUUUAUUUAUGGAUAAAUAUAAAAGCGUCGAAUGUGCGCAUUUGUACGAUAAUGUUUUAAAAUGAAACAGUUCUAGUGAUAUUCUUAAAAAGAUAUCUCUACGGGUCUACGAUAUCUAAUACGAUCUACUUACUAUAUAAAGUUCUGAAAGGAUUACAAAUACUGUAAAUAAUUUGGAUAUUUUGGUCGAUAUGACGCAGUUGUUUAAUAUUAUCCACUGCAAUAAUUUAAAUGGCCGAGUUCGCUCCAUUUAUGAAAAUUUAAAUACAAAUGUUUGUGGCAUUGACCGCGUGAAGCUUCUUUUUACUUGUCUAAGCAUAUUGAUAUUGCUUUUUGCCUGUUUUUUCCUUUGGAAUAAGUAUGAAACGUGUCAUAAAACAUUACUAAAGUUUCACAAUUUACGUGCAGCUGUGUCACUGCUCAUGUUGGCUGGAAGUAGCCUGGAUCUAGCCAGGAGCUUACUGCCCCAACGCAGUGCACGGCAGCUCAGUCGUCUUUUUGACUUAUGGAAUAGAGACACAAAUUUUCUGGUUAUAAUAGGAGCGGGAGAAGCGUGGAAUGCGCUUGCUUCCACGAUAUUGACAAUUUUGCUAAUGUGUUAUCAUCGUGUUAUAGAGCGCAAGAAGAAGACAGUGUUUUUGUACGCGAGCAUGGCCGUGGAGGUAUUGACUCUCGCUCUGCGUUCCAACGAAUUGACAGAGGUUGCUUACUACGAGGAAGUACUAGAGCUUCAGACGUGCCUUGUGGGUAUGUCUGUUUUAUGUCUGCUGGUAUUGGCUUCGUUGGAUGGUUACACUAUAUAUAAUGAGCACUUUCGUGACAACUACGUGGAUGACCAUGGAAAAAUAGGCUAUAAACAUUCACUUGCAACAUUUUAUUCAAAAUCUUGCUUCUGGUGGUUGACUCCUUUGCUGAGGUUGGGCUAUACGGAACCACUAGAACUUGAGAACUUGGGUGCAAUGAAACUAGAGGAUAGCGCUAGAUCGCAUUACGAUCACUUUUUGUAUGUUUACACAGAUGAGGUGAAAAAGUCAAGUUCCUCCCCAUCCUUAUGGUAUUGCUAUAUAAAGAACAGUUGGCGGAUGUUUGCUUUGGGCGGCAUUUUAAAGCUGGCGGGAGACCUAUUUGCGUUGAUCGGCCCACUUGCAAUACAGCAAAUAGUACAGUAUAUAGAAGAGCUUUAUGCUACAGCGACCAAUCCAUCAAAACAAUGGAAUGCGAAAGACGAGGGUCAACCACUAAUGUUGGCCUUCAAUGUGAGCGAUAUUCAUAUUGGCCAAGUAAGAGUUUACUAUGCCACCUGGUCGGAACUGCUAACAAACGGCUGGAGCAUUGCUUGGAUUGUUCUACUAGCUGCAAUUACUCAGGGAGCCUUGUCCCAGGCUUCUACUCACAUUCUUAAUAUGACGGGUAUCUGGAUAAAAACAUCCCUACAGGGUCUAAUUUAUCGAAAGACCCUGCUAUUAAAUGCGACCAGCGGCUGUUCGGCUAAUAACAGCAUACGCCAAACUCCAUUAUCCUCAACUUCUACUCCGGUAAAAACGAAAAAAAACAACGCCAAAGAUAAGAUGAACACGGAUUCUACCUCUAAAGAGGAACCCCCUGAAGGACAUGCGGGAUAUAUGAGCGAUUUAAAUCCCUCUAAUGACAUUGGCAGCAUUACCAAUCAUAUGACGGAAGAUACACUAAACAUAAUGCAAUUUUUCUGGAUCGCCCACUAUGCAUGGGCUAUACCAUUUAAGAUAUCGGUGGUCAUUUACUUGCUGUAUCUCAAGUUGGGGAUAAGUGCUGUCGUUGGAGCCAUUGUGUGCAUACUAAUUAUGACGCCACUGCAAUUUCUCAUUGGAAAUGCCAUGUCUAAAAACAGCGAAGUUAUUGCGAAAUAUACUGAUGAGCGAUUGAAGAAAAUACACGAAACAUUGAUUGGUAUCAAAAUUAUAAAGCUAAAUGCCUGGGACGAGGUUUUCUUUAAAAAGAUUCAGGUGUCACGCAAAAAGGAGCUCACAUAUCUCAACAAGGAUGCCCUAUUUUGGACGUUAAUGACUAUUCUUACACAUAUUUCGACGGUGUUGAUCACUUUUGUGACCCUCGGUGUUUAUGUGUUGCUACCUAGGGAGGCGGACCUUAAUUUAAACGCUAGUCGACUGUUCUCUGCACUGGCCCUUUUCCAGCAACUAACGGUCCCUCUGUUGAUAUUUCCGAUUACAGUCCCAAUUAUUAUAGCAGCAAGGGUUUCAACGCGUCGUCUGCAGCGAUUUUUUGAGGCAAGCGAGAUCCAAAAGCAGUUUGAGGGCAUUCGAAAUAUGGCCAGGAUAUUAAGCAAGAGUGAUGCCUCAUUGGAUAUGUAUGAAACGCAGGAGAAGUCCAACAUGACAAUGCGCACAGCACAGGCAGAAAGCAUGCUGAAUGAAAAGCACAUUGCACAACGAACAGCAACGUUGGAACGGCCGAUAUCGACGUCAGAAUCAGAGGACAAUUCUGUGCAGACAACCAGGCAACAUGAUCAACAGGCAGCAGCCACCUCUCCAUUGUUUUUUCAAGAGGUGGGCCAUCAGAGGCUCGUACAGCAGCGCCGUGAACUGCUUCGCAACACACCGUACGUAGCCAUUAGGCCACCGAGGCUGCAAGGAACCGUAGUGGAGAAACAUCAGGAAUUCUCACUGAUGCGGGCCAGGAACACGGAUAGCUGGAGACGUGAUUCUCUCCUGCUAAAAAUGCCCGAUGACAUUGCGGUGUCGAUCAAUGACGGUCUUUUCACAUGGCAUCCAGACAGUCACAUUCCAAUGGUGCAAUUACACAUUCAAGGGAUAGUUAUACCGAAGGGAAAAUUGACGAUUAUUGUCGGAAAAAAUGGCAGCGGAAAGACAUCCCUCUUGUCGGCCUUGCUCAUGGAGAUGCCACUGUUAGCAGGAAAUAUGUUUUGGCACAAAACAUGUACGAUUUCUUAUGUGUCUCAACAACCGUGGCUGCUCAAUGACACCAUCCGGGAAAACAUUCUUUUCGGCGAAUCCUUUCGACCCAGCCGUUACGAUUUCGUGAUAGAAGCAUGUGCCCUUAAGCCUGACAUUGAAAUAAUGCCAAAAGGCGAUUUCACCAUUAUCGGAGAGCGCGGCAUCAAUAUAUCAGGCGGACAGAUACAGCGAAUUGCUAUUGCGCGUGCGAUCUAUUCAUCGGCUAAUGUGAUCAUAAUGGAUGAUCCACUGUCCUCGCUGGAUAAUGAGGUCGGGUCCCAAAUCUUUCAGCGUUGCGUGAGCCAGAUGCUGCUGAAGUCAAAUCGCACCUUUAUACUUGUGACACAACAAUUAAAUCUCAUAAAGGAGGCGGAUUACGUAAUCGUCAUGAAAAAUGGUCGCCUCCAAGCUUGCGGCAGUUAUGGGGACAUAGAAUCGAAGCACCCGCAGAUACCCGCCAAAUGGAAUUCUAUAAUAGCAACAUCAAAUGCAAAGAAACAGAAUGAUGCACAAAACCAUGUUGAACGAACGGCAUCUGAGCGCUGGAAGUUGCUGAAGAAUGUUAGCAAACUGGGACUUCAGCGCUCGAUUUCAGUGACCAUAGAUGAAAAUGGUGGAGGCAAUACGGAUGGACACGACGACAGCGUUUCUUUAUCAGUGACCCAUAUGCACGACAACGACAUUGAGGAGGAUGAAGAAGACAAUGAGAUAUCGGCGCCGUAUCUUCUUUCCAAUGGAAACUGCUGCAGCUUCAAUUUGCAGCGAAAGCGAUCUAGCGUCUAUGGCUCACGACAUCUGAUCUAUGAUGUGCCCCUACCAAUCGAUGAGUGCCAGGCAGAUGAUGUCAUUAUGCGUCCACGUCGCCGGCAAAUGAUUCAUCGUCGAGGCAGUAGGACUACCAACUCUUGGCAUAGAUUGAGCGGCCUUAGCACGCUAACGGCUACCUCAGCUUCCAGUUCUAAUAGCGGAAAUCCAAUUCAUCGCAGCGGGCUAACUUCCAGCGGUAGUAGCUAUGCAGAGAGCAAUGCAGACGGGAUCGAGAUGGAUAUGCCGCCGUUGUUGCAAGACCCACGAAUAAAGUCAUGGCAGCCGACGAAAAACCUGCAGCAUCAGCUGCUGGCUCGGAAUGCGUCUUCCCCGCCGGCCAUGGAAGUGGCGGUUGAUAGGCCUCAAUGCGCUGAGGUGGGGAUUGAACGGGUUACAAAGACAGAAGCAACGUCGGAGGAUCAGGUUCGUGGCAGCUUUCAGCAGUUUUUGCGGCGAAUGUCCAUGCGGCGCUCUAAUAAGCCCAAGCACCACCAUCAGCCGCUGAGCGCCACCAACUCGAUUCUGAGCAUCUCUGAAGAAACUGCUGCUACUUCUGCUCUUCAAGCCGCCGAUCGUGGAUCCAUACCCUCCUCACCUGCCUGCAUAUAUAACUCAGAUGCGAAUGAUUCGGAGGGACAAAUGGAUAAACAGCUGCCAUUGAUGAAUGCGACCACGAAAAGUGUAAAUUUAGACUACAAAGACGGCAACCUUAUCAACGAACCCCACAACGACUGUGAAAUAUCAAACGUGUCGUCGGUGAGGCCACUGGAGCAUUGCGAGGGCAAUGAAGAAGCACCCCCAGGUACCGAGAACGAAUUGAUACCAAUGUCUGAGUCUGCAAUUGAUGCUGAGCGCAAAUAUGGAAAAAUAUCGCAUCACAUAUAUCUGAUGUAUAUACGCGCCUCGGGCGUGCCCAUAAUCACAGUCUUUUUUAUCACCGCACUAAUUUGGCAAUGUUUGCGUGUCUACACGGACGUUUGGCUGCGGCAUUGGAGCGAUGUCCACAUCCAGGCACAGGACGUGAGCAAAGAGGAGGGCCACGAAGUCACGUACUAUUUCUGCAUGUAUGCCGCAAUUUCGUGUGUUUGCAUUAUAAUGGCCAUGAUAUCAACACCGGCCGGACAAUGGGCCGGCUGUAAUGCCCGUCGUAAUUUGCACGAUAAGCUGCUGCAAUCGAUUUUGCAUAAAACGUUGCAUUUUUUCGAAGUCACACCGCUCGGACGUAUUGUUAAUCGUUUCAGCAACGACAUGGCGAUCAUUGAUAAGAAAAUUGCCGCAACUUGUCAAAGGCUGCUGCAAUUUAGUUUUCUCUGCAUUUCCGCCGUUCUGAUCAAUUUGACCAUUACUCCCUGGUUUCUGGCCUUCACACUUCCUAUCUGUGGAGCCUACUACAUAAUACAGAAGUUCUACAGGUGUUCAGCGCGGGAGUUACAACGCAUUGAGAACUCGACUAACUCACCGGUUAUCUCGCAUUUAUCGGAAACAAUACAAGGUGUGACCACAAUACGGGCGUACAAUCAGCAGGCACGUUUCACCGAGAUACUCUUCAGACGUCUUGAGGCCAACACAAUUGCAUCUGCGUUGUUGAAUACGAGUAACCGAUGGCUUGGCAUAUCAUUGGACUAUUUAGGUGGGUGCAUUGUUUUUGUGGCCAUCGUGACGUCACUGGCAACGGCAAGCAUCAGUUGCAGCAACUACAGAUAUGCCAGGGACGUAGCAGAAACUUAUGCCAACAAUAAAAGCAUGCCAGACCUCUCUUCGGAACUGAGACCAACGCCAUCGCUUGUCGGGCUGGCCAUAAACUACACGUUGUUGGUGCCGAUUUACCUUAAUUGGGUUGUAAAACUUUUGGCUGAUAUGGAGAUGUAUGCGGGCUCGGUGGAACGCAUUGCACACUAUGCCAAGGGACAGGAGUCCGAUUUGGAAGCGAACGAAGAAAUAAGCAAUGAAGUCGAUAGCUCGUCCUUGCCCACGUCGAUGUCGACUGCCGGUGACAAAGUUUACCCAGGCGCAACGACAGCUGCCGUUGAUGUUGAUGAAGAUGGAGGUGAAGGUGGAGAUGGAGACGGAGAUGGUGAUGGAGCUGGAGCUGGGGAAAAUGCUGAUAAAUUAAAUGCAGGCAAUGCAACCGGCGACGGCAAUCACUUAAACUUCCACUUCCACACGGCGACAGCUGCUGACAAGCUACAGAAGGCGACGACAAAGACGUCGGUGAUUAAAAAAGAUAAGAAACUGCCGCCACACAGCGGGAAGGUCGAUCUGCCUAAUGAGCCAGCUAGAAGGCGUGAGUCUUGUCAGCUUAAACGAUACCAGAGCGUUCCCAUUUCUUGGCCGCAAAGAGGCGACAUCAGCUUCCAAAAUGUCAGCCUGCGGUAUGAAGGCCAAACACAGAAUGUUAUCAGCGACCUAACACUGAAAAUACCAGCGGGUCAGCGGAUUGGCAUCUGUGGCCGCACUGGCAGCGGAAAGUCCUCGUUGGGCUUAUCUCUAUUCGGUGUAUUGCAAACGACGAGUGGCCACAUUCUUAUUGACGAGGUGGACAUUAAGCAAAUCCGACCAGAGGAGCUGCGAACGAGAUUAUCGAUAAUUCCACAGGACGUGCAUUUGUUCAAUACGACGAUACGCGAAAAUCUUGACCCACAUGGGUAUUACUCGGACUUACAGCUGUGGAACUGCCUCGAGUUGGCGCAGCUAAAAGAGUUUGUCAAAGUGAAUCUUCCGCUGGGUUUGGAUACAGUAAUUACUGACGGCGCCAUUAACUUGAGCGCCGGCCAUCGGCAGCUGCUGUGCCUUGCACGGGCCAUUCUACGCGGCUCCGUUUGCCUGGUCCUGGACGAAGCAACAAGUGCCCUGGACAGUAGCACGGAGGCAGCCCUACUGAGAGCCGCAGAUAAAGCAUUCCAGGGACGCACAAUCAUAACCAUUGCCCACCGGCUGAUAACUAUUCUGGACUAUGAUCGCCUAAUUGUGAUGGAAAAUGGUCGCAUCAUUGAGGAUGGAAAUCCAAGGAAGCUGCAACAGCUUCCAGGCUCUGCUUUCCAACGCCUACUUCAGAAACAUCCAUGACAAAGCGAGUGCGCAUAUUAGAUACUUUAACUGUGUGGAAAUUUGGUUGAAAACUAUUUUUCUGUUUCGUACAUUUACCUGUAUGUAAAUUUGCUUUCAUAUGUAAUAUAUU